Molecule: messenger RNA, 555 nt
Organism: Oncorhynchus keta (chum salmon)
Lineage: Eukaryota; Metazoa; Chordata; Actinopteri; Salmoniformes; Salmonidae
Product: interferon a3
Biological process (GO): response to exogenous dsRNA; defense response
Cellular component (GO): extracellular region
Molecular function (GO): cytokine receptor binding
Source: RefSeq, a predicted model, not a curated record
CUUAUUAUUUGCAGUAUGCAGAGCGUGUGUCAUUGCUGUGACUGGAUCCGACACCACUACGGUCGGAGCGCAGAAUACCUUUCCCUGCUGGACCAGAUGGGGAGGAGAUAUCACAAACAGAAUGCCCCAGUCCUUUUCCCAACAUCACUUUACAGACACAUAGAUGAUGCUGAGUUUGAGGACAAAGUCAUAUUCCUGAAAGAGACCAUCUAUCAAAUCACAAAACUGUUUGAUGGAAUAAGGAAACUGUCAGCCUGGGACAAGAAAACUGACCAUUUCAACAUUCUAGAACGCCAAUUGGAGAACCUUAAUCCUGUAUCACCUGCCAUGAAACCUGAGAGGAGACUGAAACGGUACUUCAAGAAGUUGAAUAGGAAGGUUCUGAGAAAAAUGAACUACAGUGCACAGGCGUGGGAGCUCAUCAGGAAAGAGAUGAAACGUCAUCUGCAAAGAUUGGAUAUCCUUGCAGCACAGAUGUACUGAUCAUCCAGACUCAUUUCAGAAGCUACGCCCUUACCAGUUUAUAAAGCAUGAAUACAAUCAUGUGGGACCCUG